Anopheles maculipalpis is the source of this 1068-nucleotide messenger RNA. Its product is annotated as F-box only protein 32. The transcript has 5 exons. Lineage: Eukaryota; Metazoa; Arthropoda; Insecta; Diptera; Culicidae. Gene Ontology annotation, cellular component: nucleus; cytoplasm; SCF ubiquitin ligase complex. Gene Ontology annotation, biological process: protein ubiquitination. The record is from RefSeq and is a predicted model, not a curated record. The coding region runs from base 1 to 1068 and encodes 355 amino acids.
AUGCCCUUUAUCUCGAAAGAUUGGCGCUCGCCGGGAGAUUCCUGGGUGAAGACUGACGAAGGAUGGGAAAAGCUGAAGGUGCUCGAGUGUGUCAAGCGGAAAAGGUGCAUAUCAGAAUGUAGCAGUACUAGCGACACUGAGAACGAUAAUGAGAAUAGUGACAACGAAGUAGUACCGCCCCACUGUCACAUCACACUCAAGUGUACCCGCGAGAUCGCCGGUUUCAAUGGACUCGGCGAAGCGGUACGUCGGUUAGAUUUUCGCAGCUCAGUCCGCGACGGACGCCGCUUCAACUACGUCUGUGCGCUGCUCCGUUUGCUCGUGUCCGGCAAAGGAAUCACCAGCCUUCCGGGCGGUGCCCAACGCCUACUGCUCCAGAUGCUGGAGGAAGUGGCCACAUACGUCGGUGAAUCGCAGCAAAACAUCAAUGUACUGCGCGGGUUGGUGCAGCAAUUGCGCGCACUGCUAAAUCAGGAGAAUCAAAAGUGCUGGGGCAAACCGCUCGGCAGCCAAAGCUUGUGGGCCGAGCAUGUGCAAACGAUCCAGCGCAUACAGGAUAUAGCUAGUCAGAUUGAAAUUAAGGAGCCCGGUCCAAACAUACGUCCGAAGCUACACGACCUGCCCGAGGAGUGUGUGCGGGAAAUCAUACUCCGAAUCACCGACUACAAGGAUCUGGAAGCGUCCGCUUCCGCCUGGUCACUGAUGGCGGCCCUCAUCUCCGAACAGCGCGUCUGGCGCGAACUGUCCCAGUACCAAUUUACCAAGCAGCAAAUCGAUGUGAUACUAGAGAAGAUGUGUCUGCAGGACACGAAGGAGCGACACCGCAACUGGCAAGCGAUCUAUCACGCCCUGAGAAAGAUGUACGGGGUACGGGAGGAGUUGCAAUAUGCGGAAAUUUUAGCAUUCUGUCGGCUGUGCCGUUGCCUGUUCUGGCCAUCGGCUGGACAUCCGUGCAUCGUUGACCAGUGUCCCGACUUUCGGCAGCGCGUACAGGAAGCCGGCAAUAGCAAUAGUAACGAAACGCAACCCGUACCACCGGCCAAGUUUCUGCAGUACUUUUCGCUGUAA